AUGAACAAAGAUGAAUCUCCCAAUAGCGAGGCUACUCUAGGCCCUCAGCAGAUUAUGGAUACUUCAUCUGAGUCUAUCCCCAUCAGUCACAGCCCAUCUCUUCAUUCGGGCGAUUCAGAAGGAUUUGCUCCAAUCCACAGCGCCGGUUCAAACGACCCGAAUAAAUAUACUGGCGAGACCCAAUUAAAUGAUGAUCAACUCGCAAAAACUUUAUCUCGGCGUCGCAGUUAUGCAUCGGGCCAUGAAGGAGAGGAGUGGACGCAGAUAGAAAGGCUCAUCUCACGUAUGUUCGGUCAUGAGCGAAAGGCCAAUUCCGAGGAAGAGAAGACGCGGCAUGUUGGCGUUGUUUGGAAGAACCUUACCGUGAAAGGCUUAGGCCUGGGGGCAGCUCUUCAAUCUACAAAUGGUGAUAUCUUCCUUGGCCUGCCUAGGCUUAUCAAAAAACUCUUGACUCGUGGUCGAAAAGGAAUUGGAGCCGGGAAACCUGACCUUCGAACCAUUUUGAGCGACUUCACGGGUUGUGUUCGUCCAGGAGAAAUGCUCCUGGUAUUAGGUCGUCCUGGAUCGGGCUGUUCUACAUUUUUAAAGGUUGUGGGUAACCAGAGAUAUGGUUAUGAAAGCAUUGAUGGUGACGUCCGCUAUGGGGGGACCGAUUCAGUGACAAUGGCCAAGAAUUAUCGCUCCGAAGUAUCUUAUAAUCCUGAGGAUGAUCUUCACUACGCCACAUUGACCGUGAAAGAUACUCUGCUAUUUGCUCUGAAAACGAGAACUCCAGACAAGUCGUCCCGCGUGCCCGGUGAAACUCGGAAGGAUUAUCAACAGACAUUUUUAACUGCAAUUGCCAAGUUAUUCUGGAUCGAACAUGCCUUGGGAACAAGAGUUGGUAAUGAGCUUAUUCGGGGGAUAUCUGGAGGAGAGAAAAAAAGAGUCUCAAUUGGCGAGGCAAUGGUCACAAAAGCAAGCACGCAGUGCUGGGAUAACUCGACCAGAGGCCUUGAUGCAAGUACUGCUCUGGAAUAUGUCCAGAGCCUGAGAAGCUUGACAAAUACAGCCCAUGUGUCGACCCUGGUUGCUUUAUAUCAAGCAUCUGAAAAUUUGUUCAACCUUUUUGACAAGGUAAUUCUGAUCGAAGAUGGUAAAUGUGCAUUCUUUGGUCGCUCUGAAGAUGCCAAAGCCUAUUUUGAAAACCUGGGCUUCGAGUGCCCUCCACGAUGGACAACUCCCGAUUUUCUCACGUCUGUCAGCGAUCCAAAUGCGAGAAAGAUAAAACCAGGAUGGGAAAAUCGGAUUCCACGCACUGCGGAUGAAUUUCAAAAUGUAUAUCGACAAAGUGAGGUUUUUAAAGCAAAUCUUGCUGAUAUUGACGAUUUUGAGAAUGAGAUCAAGACUCAGGAGCAUGAGAAAGAAACGGCUAGAAAACAAAUGACCAAAAAAAACUACACAGUCUCAUUUUGGAAGCAAGUUAUGAUUCUUACACAUCGACAAUUCCUUGUUAUGUUCGGAGACAGAGCAGCCCUCACCGGGAAAUGGGGCGUUAUCAUUUUCCAAGCUCUAAUUGUGGGAAGUUUGUUCUUCGAUCUUCCCAACACGAGCUCUGGGGUUUUCACACGAGGCGGUGUGAUGUUUUUUAUACUUUUAUUCAACGCCUUACUUGCACUUGCAGAGCUCACAGCUGCCUUUGAGAGUCGGCCCAUUCUGAUGAAACACAAGAGCUUUUCUUUCUACCGUCCUGCGGCAUAUGCUCUGGCACAGGUUGUCGUUGAUGUACCUUUGGUGUUUAUCCAGGUUGUGUUAUUUGACCUUGUCGUAUACUUCAUGUCAAAUCUUGCAAGAACGGCUUCGCAAUUUUUCAUCAACCUCCUCUUUAUCUUCAUACUCACCAUGACAAUGUAUUCUUUUUUCCGCUCUCUUGGAGCAUUGUGUGCAUCAUUAGAUAUCGGUGAGUACAUGAUAAUCAACGAAAAUUACAUGCUUUUGGUCACUCAUUCGUUCAAAGCUACUCGUUUGACUGGGGUUGCGAUUCAAGCACUGAUUGUGUAUACUGGAUAUUUGAUACCUCCUUGGAAAAUGCACCCGUGGCUAAAAUGGCUGAUCUGGAUCAAUCCAGUUCAAUACGCAUUUGAAGCAUUGAUGGCUAAUGAAUUUUACAACCUUCAAAUACAAUGCGAACCGCCGUACAUUGUUCCCGAUGGCCCCACCACAUCUUCCUCGCAUCAAAGUUGUGCCAUCCAAGGGAGCAGCCCAGAUAGUUUAGUUGUCCAAGGCUCCGACUAUAUUGAAGCUGCAUUUACGUAUUCUCGAGCCCAUCUAUGGCGAAACUUUGGAAUCAUCAUUGGUUGGUUUCUUUUCUUCGUUUUUCUCACAGCGCUUGGAAUGGAAAUCCAGAAGCCCAAUAAAGGGGGAAGCUCUGUUACCAUUUUCAAGAGAGGAGAGGCACCAAAAGCAGUGGAAAAUGCAAUUGAACGUACUGGCCCUCCAUUGGAUGUGGAAUCUGCCGAGAAGGAGAAUUUCUCCAGCUUGACAGAUGACGGAGCUGAAAAAUCGGUGCAAGGCAUUGCCAAAAAUACGUCAAUUUUCACCUGGCAAAAUGUCAACUACACAAUUCCUUUCAAAGGUGGACAGCGGCAAUUACUACAGAAUGUUCAUGGCUAUGUCAAGCCUGGUCGACUUACAGCAUUGAUGGGUGCUUCUGGGGCAGGAAAAACGACGCUUCUCAAUGCUCUAGCUCAGCGAAUUAACUUUGGUGUUGUCACUGGUAGAUUUUUGGUUGAUGGAAAGCCACUUCCGAGGAGCUUCCAAAGGGCAACAGGAUUUGCGGAGCAAAUGGAUAUCCAUGAGCCUACAGCAACGGUCCGAGAAUCAUUAAGAUUCUCGGCUCUGUUACGGCAACCAAAGGAAGUCCCUGUACAGGAAAAAUACGAAUACUGUGAGAAGGUUCUUGACUUACUCGAAAUGCGGUCAAUCGCUGGUGCUACAGUUGGAUCUCAUGGCUCGGGUCUCAACCAAGAGCAGCGCAAAAGACUCACCAUUGCAGUCGAGCUGGCAAGCAAGCCAGAAUUACUUCUCUUUCUGGAUGAACCAACGUCUGGUCUUGACUCGCUGGCAGCGUUCAAUAUUGUUCGUUUUCUUCGAAGACUGGCAGAUGCGGGACAAGCAGUUCUUUGCACAAUCCACCAGCCGUCUGCCGUUCUUUUUGAGCAAUUCGAUGAACUGCUGCUCUUAAAGAGCGGCGGUCGCGUAGUUUACAAUGGCGCCUUAGGCCCAGACUCGAGAACACUAAUUGACUAUUUCCAGGGGAAUGGAGGUAAACAAUGCCCGCCAAAUGCAAAUCCAGCAGAGUACAUGCUGGAGGUAAUUGGUGCCGGCAACCCUGAUUAUAAGGGCCAAGACUGGGGAGAUGUGUGGGCCAAAUCACCAGAAUCCAAGCAGCUUUCUGAAGAGAUUGAGAGCAUCGUCGAUUCUCGUUCUGGGAUGCAGACAAACGAAUUAGUCAGAGACGAUCGUGAAUUUGCCAUGCCUCUUUAUAUUCAGAUUGUGGCAGUAACCAAGAGGGCGUUUGUGGCUUAUUGGAGACUUCCGGAUUACAUUUUAGGAAAAUUCAUGCUUCAUAUUUUCACAGGCCUUUUUAACACAUUUACAUUCUGGCACCUUGGAAACAGUCUCAUUGAUAUGCAAUCUAGACUAUUCUCUGUGUUCAUGACGCUCACUAUAUCUCCCCCGCUCAUUCAGCAAUUGCAGCCAAAGUAUCUUCAUUUUCGAGGCAUUUAUGAGUCGCGCGAAUCCAACUCGAAGAUUUAUUCCUGGCUUGCUUUCGUUGUAAGCACAAUCCUUCCAGAGCUUCCAUACUCGAUUGUUGCUGGCUCUGUUUACUUUAAUUGCUGGUACUGGGGGGUUUGGUUUCCUCGCGAUUCAUUUAGCUCGGGCUACACUUGGAUGUUGCUCAUGGUUUUCGAAUGCUACUACAUCGGAUUCGGACAAUUCAUUGCAGCUUUUGCGCCGAAUGAGCUCUUUGCCUCCUUACUUGUUCCAUCCUUCUUUACAUUCGUUGUUUCUUUCUGUGGUGUAGUGGUGCCCUAUGCGGCGUUACCUCACUUUUGGCAAUCUUGGAUGUACUGGCUCACACCAUUCCAUUAUCUACUCGAAGGGUUUCUCGGUGUUGUCACUCAUAAAGUCCCCGUUCGAUGUGUCGAACGAGAAGAGUCUCAUUUCAGCCCGCCGCCUGGUAUGACUUGCCAAGAAUAUGCCGGGUCAUACGUACAGCAGUCUGGUGGUUAUGUUCGAGAUGCCGACAACGGUCUCUGUGCAUUCUGUCAAUAUUCCACUGGUGAUCAAUUUGUGAGUACCGAGCGGCCCAGUUUCUUCACUACUUCUCGUGCAUAUCUGGAUGGUGACUCACACUCAAUGACUUGGAUACUGCCAGGCUGCCAGCUUCAAUUCCUUCUAUUCGCACAAAUGGAGAGAUUACUUGACCAUGUCCUCCAGGGUAUAUUUUGGGCUUUUGUCAUUUUCAAUUUCUUAGCUGUUUUCUUUUUCUCUUGGCUCUACCUCCAUGGAGUUCGUGGUUUCAAGCGUUGGCUCAGUGAGCGCAAGACAAGAAAGACUCAACGAGCUACAGCUUAA
Molecule: messenger RNA, 4620 nt
Organism: Penicillium macrosclerotiorum
Lineage: Eukaryota; Fungi; Ascomycota; Eurotiomycetes; Eurotiales; Aspergillaceae
Product: putative ABC transporter
Exons: 14
Coding region: 1-4620 (1539 amino acids)
Biological process (GO): transmembrane transport
Cellular component (GO): membrane
Molecular function (GO): ATP hydrolysis activity; ABC-type transporter activity; ATP binding
Source: RefSeq, a predicted model, not a curated record